This is a messenger RNA of Prorocentrum cordatum, 1745 nucleotides long. The record is from the annotation of a GenBank genome assembly. Lineage: Eukaryota; Dinophyceae; Prorocentrales; Prorocentraceae.
AUGUCUGCGCGCCCCCGACAGCAGGUGCCAGCAGCAGCCGCAUGCCAGCAGAGUGGCCGCAGUUUGCCGGCGCGCAGGGCGCGAGGGACCGCGGCUCGCCCCGCGCCUGCAGGGAUCACCGGCCUGCGGCCGUGGCAGCCCCUAGCCGCGCGCGCCACGGUCACUCGGAGCCAUCCUUGCUGGCGUGCCAUGGCGCUGCAUGCCCCCGCGGCGGCCGGCGACGCGGCGGGACGGAACCGUGCUCCCCGCGCGGCCUUCCAUCAUGGCGCCGCGGGUGCACCAGGACGGCUCCCGGCGGGCGCUCCCGCGCCGGCGGAGGCCGCGGCGGGCAGCGGCCGCCCGGCCAUGGCUGGCGCCGCCGCGGUCCUCGCGGCCAGCGCCGCCCGCCUCUCCAGGAGAGGCCUGGCGGCGGCGGGGCUGGCGAGGAGAAGCAGACGAGUCGUUCGACAUGCAGGCCCGCUGAAAAGACUCAUCGGCACGGUGAAGUCGCUGUUCGGGAAGCGCCGCGGGCAAGUCCUCGACGCGGGAGCGUCAUCGCCGCCUCCACCCCCGAGCAGUACUCCAGGAUCAAUCACGGUGAGCUCUUUGCAGACUCUGGGUCAGCCUUUUUGUGGAGACUAUGCGGACCAGGGCCAGCUCAUCAACGGCCGGCGCGUGUUCAGAAAGAUGGGGCUUCCGGAGGGAAGCCAGGACGUAUACUGCCUGUUCAACAAUGCGCAGCAAUGGGCCUUCACUCCGCACAGCGAUGGACGCCCAGACGGCUGGGCCUUCGCGUCGGACGUGGCCGACGAGCCCUUCGGCAUCACCGGCCCCUUCAGCGUCUGGGACGGAAGCGCGUGGAUGCCCGACCCGACCCUGAGCAUCUCAGGCAGUCUCCCGCGCGCCCCGCCCGCCGUGCGGGAGGCGGCGGCCGCGCAGGCGCAGCCCGAGGCGGUCGCCGAGGAGGCCGAGGCCGCGCCAGAGCCGCCGGCCGCCGCGGAGAAGGAGGCGGCCGCCCCCGCCCCCGCCCCCGUGGAGCAGCCGGCGCUGCUGCCCGUGGAGGCGGCCCCGCUGGGCGAGCUGCACUGGAGGUCCCACUGGCACGAGAUGACCCGCUGCCAGUCCGACUGGCCGCCGGUGCCGGCCCACUUCAGCCAGAGAGCGCUGCCUGACCAUGCUGGUGUCAAGCGUGGGGUGUUGUCCAACGGCCUCCGGUAUGUCAUGCUCCAGAAUGCGAUGCCCCCGCAGCGUUUCGAGGCCCACAUCGAGUUGCACGUCGGCAGCAUCGACGAGGAGCCUCACGAGCAAGGCAUCGCUCACAUGAUGGAACACGUCUGCUUCCUCGGCAGCAGGAAGCGCCAGGGACUGGUCGGCACUGGUUCUCGCUCCAAUGCGCUGACCGACUUCCAGCACACCAUCUACCAUAUCCACGCGCCCAACAAGCUCGAGAACGGCAGAGACAUGUUCGUCCCAGCGCUGGGGGCGCUGAACGAGAUCGCGUUCGAGCCGGAGAUGCUCAACUCCCGCAUCGAGAAGGAGCGCAAGGCAGUGCUCGCGGAGAUGCAGCAGGUCAAUGACAUGGAGUACCGCAUCGAAACCUGGACCCUUUCGGGCCUGCACGAGACGAACAAGCUCGGGACGCAAUUUCCGAUCGGCAAGGAGGAGCAGAUCAAGGGCUGGACGAAGGAGGACCUGAAGGCGUUCCACGAGAAGUGGUAUGCUGGGGGCUGCAUCGCGUCCCGUCUGCCCCCCGCCAAGUGCGCGCG